GGUGGUCGUGGUGGUCGUAGUGGUCGUGGUGGUGGUCGUGGUGGUGAAGCCGCCGCUCGUUCUUCUCACUCGGGCGGAUUUUCCAGUCCGCCUGGUCACGCGCCGAACCCGUCGGGCAGCAACUCGGACCGCGCGCGUGGGAAGGGGCCGCCACGUGUCGCGAGCCGAGCCCUUGCGCAACCAACACAGGAACGCGUCUCCUCCUCCCCCUCCAGCCCUGCGCGCCCCGCACGCAGAGGACGACACCUCGAGACCCCCCCAACCCCCCUCCUCCUCCUCCUGCUCCGUGCGCAGUUCUCCGGCGAUCGCUCGGCUCACGAGCCGCACCCGAAGGCCUCCCCAGCCGCGCGGCCACCGCUCGUACGCGAGAAUUGUUUUGGGGCCGUCUUCCAUCACCACGCUGCUCACUCAGUGCGGCGUGUGGGUGGUGGUGGUGGUGGUGGAGGGACGUGCUGGCAGGGCUGGUUCUCAGCAUCUCCAGUCGCCACUGAUGAUGCAAAGACGACGAUGACCGUGGCUCAGUGGCUGGGAAGCUGAUCUUGGGUUUGUGUGUUGACCGGGUUCGUUCCUAGCGCGGCUGCGUUGAUAACCGCUACUCCACGUACAGCCGAAUUGCUUGACUCAACUACUUGAGUGUGGAUGCUAUUUUAUAUAUUUGUGGUAGAAUAAAUUAUCUAAUUAAAGCAACCACGCUGAAGGCGGCUGCCGAGUAGGCGAGCGGUGAAGAUUACCACAAGUCGCAGUAAUCUGAUAUUAACCCAAAGUAGGUCUAACCGUUGACAGAGUCAUUAUAACUUAAUUAUAACUUUUUUACUCUGUGUAUGGGUGAGUCAAUCGUAUGUGUGUGUCAUAUGAAUAUUUAAAGUCCGAACGUAAUUGAGGGGCGACGGACGACACGAAACCGACGGAGCCCCACUGCGGAGCGCGGCGUUGGGUGGAGCCAGAGCCCAUAGCAGAGUCUGAGUCGUCCACCACCACCACCAUCGUCCACCACCACCAUCGUCCACCACCACCACCAUCGUCAUGACCACGAGCUGGCUCCAGUGCAGUCAUCAUUCUCAUCACACGAGGCCGCUAAGUCCGCUCCGACACCCGACGCUUGGUUACCCCACCCACGUGAGCACGAGGAGGAAGCUGAACGUUUCGUUACUCAUUCCUGAUUUAACAGCUGCGGGGUUCAUGAAUCAGUAACCCAGCGGCAGCAGCAGCGGCAGCAGGAGGUGAUUGCUGCAGUGGGGCCGUCGACGUGACUCCAGAGUGGCAGCCUGACCCCAACUUCAACUGCGGGCGGUGAUGGCAGAAGCCAGCGGUUGCUGGGCCUCGUUCAGGGAACGAUGCUGCUACUGCCGCCGAGCGCACGACACUCGCGAAGUGGAUUCAGGGGGCGACCAGGUUGACCUUAGACAUCCCGAGCCGCAGCCGCUUCCGAGUGACGACAAGGUGGAUGAGGAGGUGGCGUUCGUUGCUCUGCACGACUACAAGGCGAGGGCCCAGGUGGACAUGAGCUUCAAGAAGGGCCAGAGAUUCCGCAUCAUCGAGAGGACAAACGCCGACUGGUGGCUGGCUCGCCCAGAGGAUGUGGACGAGGAGGCUACAAGAGGCUACAUCCCGGCCAACUACAUCGCCCCCGCGCUCAGCCUGGAGGCCAUGCCGUGGUACUUUGGGCUGAUGCAGCGGCAGGAGUGCGAGAGGCUUCUGAAGAAGGAGCCCAGGCAAGAGGGAAGGUUCCUGGUGCGCGCCAGCCCCUCGCGCCCCGACUCCUACUCGCUCUCCGUGUACGCGCAGAGCGAGGUGGUGCACUACCUCAUGACGAGGGGACCGGACAGGCGCGUGAGCAUCCAGGAUGGCCUGGCCUUCGCCUCCGUGCUGCAGCUGGUGGGGCACUACCUGGAGGCGCCCGACGGGAUGGUCUGUCCCCUCGGCCCGCCCUGCGAGAAGGAGUACGUGCCAACCAUCAGCAGCCUGAGCCCGGAGCUGUUCAACGAGUGGGAAGUGCCACGCGAGUCCAUCGAGCUGGGCGAGAAGCUGGGAGCGGGCCGGUUCAGCACCGUGUUCGAGGGCCGGUGGAACGGUCGCAUCAGAGUGGCCGUCAAGAUCUUCAAUGUGGAUUUGGGGCAGAUGGAGGGAUCCUGCAGCGACGAAGGCAACGGCCAGCGCGCAUCGUCGCAAUCCACGACCCCGAAGGAUUUCCUGAGCGAGGUGAAGAAGAUGACUCUUUUCAAGGACGAGAACGUCCUCAAGAUCUUCGCCAUCUGCCAGGACCGCUCCGCCUGCUGGAUCGUCACAGAGCUCAUUCCGAACGGCAGCCUCCAGCUGUACCUGGGCCGAUGCAGGCAGGAGCUGGGCCUGGCGGACAUGCUGUUCAUGGCGCACGGCGUCGCCUCGGGCAUGGAGUACCUGGAGAGCAACAAUUACAUCCACUGCGACUUGGCGGCCCGCAAUGUGCUCGUGGGGGACGCCGGAAUCUGCAAGGUGGCCGACUUUGGGCUCGCCCACUUCCUGAAGGGUGACUACUACCAGAUCGCGGACGGCAUGCACGUGCCCAUCCCAUGGACCGCCCCGGAAACCAUAGAGCAUGGCGUGUACACGCGCGAGUGCGACGUGUGGUCAUUCGGCGUGGUCCUCUACGAGAUAUUCACCUUCGGGGCGAUGCCAUACUCAGGGAUGACGAUGCAGAACGUCCAGUACUUCGUCUGUACAGGGGGCCGGCUGGAGAAGCCGGAAGGCUGCCCAGACGCCGUGUACCGGAUCAUUCUCAAGUGCUGGCACGCGGAGCACAGGAAGAGGCCGUCCUUUGCAGACCUCAAGCCAGAGCUGCACAGAGUCUCACUGGCUUACCAGCGUGAAAAGGGCGGCUUUUAAACGUCGCAGAAACUGGGGGACUUUAAAGAAAGCCCUUCGAGUCCGACCAGGAACUUGCACGUGGACUAUGCACUCACGAGUGGCCAGGUGGGUCGUCAUGGCCGUGCGGGAGGCAUUGAGCCGAUGCUGCUGGGAAUCGGGUUUUGGGAUCACGGUGUUUGUUCUCGGCCACCCGUGCGAUCGAAUCGGCUUCAGUCCACAUGUGGCUCGGAGGUCAGAGCGCCGGGCCGGGACGGCUCAGCUCCCGGGUUCUGAUCCUGGCAGCCAGCCACUUGCAUGCAGCUAAACUGGGUUCCCAAGUACAGUGAGUUGAUGGUCUCAGCUCUUUGACCAAAAACUUACGUAGAGACCCGUAGACUCACACUGAGUUGCGAUUAAACUAGGUCCUCAAGUAUAGUGAGUUGGUCUCAGCUCCAUCACUAAUGAUUGCACAACAACACCAUCAAACAUGAUUAAGUUUGGUUUUUCACUCACAUUUUGUCAAAAAUUAGUUCUGAGAUUUAAAAACAUCAGUUCGGCUGUCGAGCAAUGCUCGCAUGUGGCAGGGAGGGUGGGAAAUAAUAUUGUCGAAUAUUAAAACAAUAUAAUAACGUUGGCUUAUGUGCUAUGAAGAAGGGUGAUUGCCCGAAAGAUCAACGAUUAUACAUUCUUAUUAUGUAUAACAAGCUGUAAAAUGGGCUAAAUGGGGAUGUUCAUGGCAAUAUUGGGGCUCUUGGUAAGGAAGUGGAUCAAGCAGCAGGCACAGCCACAACCCCGGCACUCACGGCGGCAUUUGGAGGACGCCACUGCCGCCCCCUGCACUACAGGGGACACGUUCUUGUCGCGAGAGACUCUCCGGCUGCGGUGGCCGAUCGCGAUCCACGCGUGGACGACCACAAAAUAUCCCGUUGGGAUCUGGGGAGAAUGAGCGGGGACCGUGUGGGCGGCGCAGCGUCAUGAGCGGUCAUUGUUCUUGUUCUUAUUGUUGUGAGAUAUCGGGGACCGCACGGAAUGACCCCUUUCAGCAGAUGCGCUCCUCUCCUGCCCAUCGACAGGCAUGGCCACCAACUGCUGUGGGCCUGGCUGUGUAUGCGAGUAACUCGAUUUCACCUGCGAGUGGACAUGCAGGCACGCAGCAAUUCCACACAUGCUCCGGCCACGAGCAGACGUCCCACGGAUUGCCAACCAUUCGCAGUUGCGACUCUCUCUUAUCGGUUUCUCUACGGACUCGUUUGUAUUGUUUCAUGUAUUACCAUUUCAAUAGUACUGUUUUGCUUGUACUGUUCCAUGUAUAUUUAUUCGAUUCGCUCCCAUGCGGUUGGUUAAACUAGCACAAAUGUGGGUCUGUAAAUGCGGUGAUUUUUUCCUAUAAUUGUUUACUCCCGUUUGUAUUAUUUCUCGAUUUGGCUCAUUUGUAUAGUCAUUAAUACCCAAUAAGCCUACAUUUAAAUUAAUUGUAAAUAGUGUAUUCUAUUAGCUUCGAUUGUUUUACAUGUAUCAUGAAUCGGUGUCUUAUGUCAUGCGUACUCAUGGCACGGUAGGAUAUUAAACAACCUGUGAACGGAGUGAAGCUCCAUGGCAGACUUCAAGUGGCAGACUGCAAGCCACAGCCGGGAGGCCACGGUGGUGGUGGUGGUGGCUACGCUGCUGCACGAGGCAGCUGUGCCCAGCGUUGUGGAGGAGGCAGCAGCAGCAGCAGCAGCAGCGAGGGUUGGUGGAUCACCACACAGAUCCUGUGAAACUCCUGUCCUGUGGGCGUCGAGGUGCCAUACCCCCCAGGCACAGCAACAAUGGGGACUCCAGCUGAUCCGUCUGCGUGGAACGGAGCGUUUCCCCCUCGUGCGCUUGCUUUCCUGCCAUGGUUUGCACACUGGACGAUGCGGUUCAGGAUGUGUGGUCCAUGAGCUUAUCGGCGGGAGAUCUCAGCCAGGAGUCUCCUCUCACGAGGUGUUCGUGACUUCUUGUGGAAGUCCAUUGCUGCCAUCCGAGCACCAUCAGGGUUGAACUCACUUUGUCGAAGGUUGAGCGACCUCAAACGGUGGUGCGGAAGGUUCUUGAUGGCCUGGUGUAUGGGUAAACGGACGUGUUCCACCACAUCGCAGUGUAGGACCAAUGUGUAAUAACCACGGACACACAACUUCCCACUUCCUGAUAAUCUUGGUUAGUAUUACACCACUCGCAAAACAAUAAAACAACCGGCUGACUAUUUAAGUGAGAA
Messenger RNA from Lethenteron reissneri (Far Eastern brook lamprey), 5059 nucleotides. Its product is annotated as tyrosine-protein kinase SRK3-like. Gene Ontology annotation, cellular component: plasma membrane; signaling receptor complex. Gene Ontology annotation, biological process: positive regulation of kinase activity; cell surface receptor protein tyrosine kinase signaling pathway; multicellular organism development. Gene Ontology annotation, molecular function: transmembrane receptor protein tyrosine kinase activity; protein binding; ATP binding. Lineage: Eukaryota; Metazoa; Chordata; Hyperoartia; Petromyzontiformes; Petromyzontidae. The record is from RefSeq and is a predicted model, not a curated record.